CUUAUAGUAGAGUAAAAAUUACUCCGUCAAAUAUAUAUUUUCACUCCCCAAAACCCUUUUAGCCCCCACAUUUAAACCCUCUCCCUGUCUCUCGAUCGAGAAUUGCAGGCAUGGUAGAUCCAUGGUGGUCUCUGUUGGGUGCAGCAAUACCUGCUGUAAUUGUAGGGCAGGCUAUGAGGAUGAAGAAAAGGAGAGCAGAAGAGCAGAGGCUGAAGAGCGCAAGAGGGCGAGAGAAGAGCUCUGAUGAUAUCUUUGUUUGCGAGAGAGUGUGCACUUCAAAGAGAAUGCUAAAGAAGGUUGGUGCACUGUCGAAAGACCCAACAGUUGAUACUUGUGUAACUGUUUGUGGUGUUUCUGAGCUUGAUGCUUGUGCUGAUGCGUGUGCAAGAACUGUUUGUGUUAAUCAACACCAAGUCCCCAAUUGGAACGAUAUCUGUCUUAAGAAGUGCCAAAUCUCUCUACAAUUCAGUCAUUUACAUAAAUUGGUGUGUGGGUGAUUGGGAUGAAGCUUUAAUGGAUAAACUGGAGCUUGUGGACGGCUUGGAUCCUAAUGGGUGAAACAGGAUUCUCCAAUAGAUCUGAAGUUUGGUGGCUUUGGUAUGUGCUUGAUCGUGGUGGAUUACCAGGGAGGUUAGAGCUUUGCCCAGACCGAAGGGGAGGUGAAGUAGGCUGUAGGCACAGGUGAGAUAUUUUCUGGUACAAACUUCAAAGAUAUUUUCUGUUGCAAUUGGAUUUGCAGGCUAAUUUGGUUCCCUGCAGUGCCAAUGAGUAGCAUUGUUGUGUUUUUACAAAGUAAAUGUUUUGCCACAUCAUCGCAAUUUAUAAUCAGCCUCAUCAGUCGUUGCAUGGGGACAUGUACAUCUAUGUUG
Molecule: messenger RNA, 869 nt
Organism: Pistacia vera
Lineage: Eukaryota; Viridiplantae; Streptophyta; Magnoliopsida; Sapindales; Anacardiaceae
Exons: 3
Coding region: 111-497 (128 amino acids)
Source: RefSeq, a predicted model, not a curated record